AACAAAAAAUAAAUUGCAACCCGGUACAAUUUUUUUUAUGAAUAAAAUACUUUCAUUUUAGUCGAGGAGUCUGCGCUUCAAUAUUUAAAUAGGCGAUGGAAAUCGCAUUGGAAGUCGCUCUUGGAAAAGUCGCCAUGGAAGUGAUUCCAUUGGAAAUUUCCAAUGAUUUUUCCCACUCCAUUUGUCACUCCAUUUCUGACGUUUGUACUACUUUUUCUUGGGAUAAAUUUUUUGGACAAAUAUUUUGCAAAUAUUGCUGCUGUGCGGCGAGUGCAAAGUGAUUAAAGUGCUUAAAAGUGGACACUGAGUGUAAGAAAGUGGAUGUACAGUGGAAUUUGUGGUGAAGGACACGGUGGAAGUGGAUUAGAGAUGGAGAUCUGAAGCGACGACGAUCGGAUAGGAAGCAGAUAGUAGCACGAAGGAAUUCUAGUGGAGCGACUGAGUUGGUCGUAAUGAAUAGUCACGCGACAGCACUGAAUUUGCAAUCAUCUGGCCAAACAGCUGUUGUCGGUCACCAUCGUGGUUUCUCUCAGGUUUCAGCCAGCACUGGUGGCGGUGGCUCCACAUCGGGCGACUGUCCAUGGUUUAUGGCAGCUCAUCAGAUGCCACCAACAGCACCAAUUCGCCAGCACAAACGUCCAGCUCCCCAACCGGGUGUUCUUCUGCACACUCAACCACAAUCCAACGCCACCAAGCAUCUUCCCCAGAUGUCAAAUCCUCCGCCUCAGGUGCCGCCACAUUCUAAUGUGCAACAAAAUCAAAAUCCUAUACACCUGACCAAUCACUUGCACGCAAAUCAACAAAUAACAGCGGCUUCGAAUGCAGCCCAUUCGCCCAAGUCACCGAAUCUCCAGCCAAUGCAUCCACAUCAGACAAUUCCACCACCAUCUGGCACCUCACUGGCCAACUCGAAUCUCAUGUCAACAUCUCUCAAUAGUGUCCAGUUGACGAGUCAAAUAGCCGGCAAUGGAGCACCUCCCAUGGCAGGAAACAAUCAUAUGUCCGGACUGGCCGUACUUACAGCAUCGGGUCCCACUGUUCCGAUGUCAAUGUCUUCAUCCCACAGUGGUAUAGUGUUUGACAAGGGAAAUUCUUCCACGUGGAACAGUGCAUCAUCACUGUCGCCUACAGUACCAUCGAAUCAGAAGAAAUGUGAAGUGAAAUUGAACGCAAUGCCAUGGUUUCAUGGGAGCAUAACGAGAGAUGAGGCAGAACAUUUGCUACAGCCACGCGAAGAUGGACUCUUUCUUGUGCGAGAAUCAACAAAUUUCCCUGGUGAUUACACACUGUGUGUGUGCUUCCAGGGAAAAGUUGAGCACUAUCGUGUUAAGUAUUUGGAGAACAAAUUGACAAUAGACGAUGAGGAGUACUUUGAGAAUUUGGGCCAAUUGGUGCAGCACUAUGAGAAGGAUGCCGAUGGAUUGUGUACACAAUUGAUCAAGUGUCUACCCAAGAAGGGUAAACAGGAGUUUUGCAUAAAUUCCAAGGAUUUCCUAGAUAAGGGCUGGGUGUAUCCCGAAAGUGACAUUCAAUUGCGCGAGAGCAUAGGAAAGGGGGAAUUUGGGGAUGUAAAACUUGGUAUUCUGAGGGGUGAGAAGGUGGCCGUGAAGAUGCUCAAAGAUGAUGGAGCUGCUCAAAAAUUCCUAGCAGAGGCCUCAGUUAUGACAACACUGGAACAUGAGAAUCUCGUGAAAUUUAUCGGUCUAGUAUUCACCAACAAGCAUAUUUAUCUUGUGACGGAGUACAUGAGCAAGGGAUCCCUUGUUGACUAUCUUCGUUCGCGGGGUCGACAGCACAUUACACGAAAAGAUCAAAUUAAUUUUGCAUUCGACACAUGCUCGGGAAUGGAGUACUUGGAGUGUAAGAAAGUGGUUCAUCGUGAUUUAGCAGCCCGAAAUGUAUUAAUUUCGGAGAAUUGUGUGGCCAAAGUGUCUGAUUUUGGAUUAGCACGUGAGGAGUGCUACAACUUGGACGUUGGCAAAUUGCCAAUUAAGUGGACAGCACCAGAAGCCCUCAAAGGAGGGCGAUUCUCCAAUAAAUCCGAUAUGUGGAGUUUUGGGAUACUUCUCUGGGAAAUUUAUUCAUUUGGACGAGUUCCAUAUCCGAGAAUUCCACUGGCGGAUGUUGUAAAGCACGUGGAGGUUGGCUACAAGAUGGAAGCUCCAGAAGGUUGCCCACCGGAAAUAUACGAGAUGAUGCGUCAAGCGUGGGACCUGAAUCCGCAAAGGCGACCAAAUUUUGGGGAUUUGAAAGUGAAGUUGCUCCAGUUGAAAAAUGCCACCACGUGAAUUUCUAGUUUGGUUAUUGCUUUUAUUUUUGAUAAAUGUUUUUUUUAUACCAUCUUUUGUGACUCAGAGAGGCAAAUUUUAUUUAAUCUGCCUUCAUGUGUUUUGCUACCAACGCAAAGAAAUUCAAUUAUUAAGAAGUUAUAAAGUGAAAAGACAAUUUUUUUCUGUGCCACGAAAUCUAUCGAGAUCACUUUUUUUCCUUCAAUACUUUUCACGGUGUUUUUUUUUUCUGUGUUAAUUGAUCAAAAGUGUGUUGGUUUUAAGUAGCGCAGGAGUUAUAGAAAUCAAGGAAGUAUGCAACAGUAGUGACAAUCACAUAAUCUCUUCAAUCAUUUUCAGCUGGCAGACAAUCUUAAUUUAUGUUGUACAUUGCAAAAUCUGUCUCUUAAUCUCUUCCAUGCGUUAUCACAUUUAUUAAUGUUUUUUUUGUUUGUUUGAAAGAUGUAAAUUUUAUUCAGGUGAAAUUUUCUAAUUGCCUCCAAUUAUCUCGUGGUAAGGUAAAAAGUUUAUAAAAAAAGUAUAUGCAAAACUCGUGCUGAGAUUAACAUGAAAGUUUGAAUUCACGGCAAUAGAUGAGUUAAUCGUGGUAUUAAAACAUAUAUAUUUAAAAAAAAAAUGGCAAAAUUAUUCAUAAUCAUACAUUGGAAUAAAUGAAAAUAAUACAAGAAAUAUUGGAUAGAAAUUGAUGAUGAGAAAAAUAUUCAAGUACUGACAUCUCCCCCCCCCCCUCCUAUAUUUAUAUAUUUACUAUUUAGUAAUAUAAUAUGAUAUUCAUAUUUGUAACUAAUUAAUUAUACAAUUUAACAAGGAAAAAACACACAUUACAAAAUGGAUUUAAAAGAAAGAAAAUGAGAGUAAUCAUUUAGAGAUGAUAGGUGUAAUAAUUAAGUAAUGGUUCAAUGCAGAAUAUAUGAAAAUAUUUUUUAGACGAUUCGUAUAUAUUAGUAAUCCACUGUGAAGGGUGUUUUAGGAUAACACUAAAGAGUUCAAAAGUAUUGUGUCAGCAAAUAUGUCGAAUUUUAUAUUUUCAGAUGAAACACAAUCAACACACGGUGAAAAAAAAAGAAACUGCCUAAAUAAUUUCAGCGCAAAUAUUACACUUCCAUACAAAAAAUGCUAUUGCGUCUUUGUUGGUACCUAUUCCUUUUGGCUGAUUAUCUUAAUAUUUAACGUCAAUGUGUCAGAAAUUUAAUUUAGAAGCAAUGUUCUAUCUACAAAUAAUUGAAUAUUACAUUCCACUAAUAUUUUAGUUCCGUUUCGUUAUCCAAUUGGCUGGAGCUUUCAAGGCUUUUAAAGCUCCAGGCAAUCGUAGAACGUAACAGGACUUAAACAUUUAAUGAGAAUAUUUGAUUAUUUGUGCAUAAUGUUUAAAAUAUCUUGAUUUCAUCCAAUAAUUCCGCACGUUCUGCAAUUUUAACAAAAUAUCAUAAUUUUCCCAAAAAUCCUUUAUGAUAAGAAAUUAGAGAACUUAAGCCUUAUGGCUGAAACUUUUACGUGUUUCAGACUGGAGAUUAAGCCCAAUUCCCGAGUAUCUCGAAAUUCCAAAUAACAAGCCAUUUUAGUAGUUUUUUAAAAUCUAUUGGAUCAAGUCUCUUUUUCUCUCUGGUCAUACCUAACUCCUUCAGCUAAUAUCUCUGCGAAGCUAAUUCUGAAUUACAAAACAUACAACCUCAGAAGGAAUUUUUCCAUCGUUUUGUCUUGGAGGUUGGUCUCGACGCUAAGACGGCGAUGGCCGCACGGGAUGAACGUUAAAAGAAAGAUAUGAAAUGAAUAUUGGAUAAUGAGCUAGCGUAAUGUAAAUGUAUAUUCUAUGAGGAUACCUCCGGUGAUCGCCCGCCGCGCCUGUGGAAAUUUUGUUUCACCUGAAGAAAAAAGACAAAUAAUUAUGAUUUCCAAGCGGGGAAAUCAGAAAGUUGAAAAUAAAGAAGACUUCUUGCUUCUUUCGAUGUUCACUUUAUUCUAUCCAAAAUUGUGUUUUUACAUCUUAUAUAACUUUUGAGCCACUGCUCAAGAUCUCUGUGAUUCAAUAGUGAGAAUAAUGAGAUCACCAUUUCCUUGUGGUUCAUUAAUGGGUUCUCAGAAUUUCUCCCUUUUAACUGAUCUAAGUGCAGAAGACGAUAAAAGUGUCAACUUCUUUUAAUUUAUUCUCAACUCUAAUGAGUCUUCAAGAUUUUAAAUACAAAAUGGAAUUAUUAUAAAAACCUAAACUUUGAAAGACGUAUGUUCUCUUUAUCAAGUAUCGAAUAUGGCAGGGAUAAUCACGUACAGGCGAGAAUUGUUACAGUACACUUGGACUUGGAUCACAACUUCUGCAGUAACGUUCAGCAUUCAACUUACGGAUACAGAACGUACGUGAUUUUCCCUUCCACAUUCAAUACCUGAUGAAGAGGACAUUCGUCUUCGAAACGUCGUCGUAGAGAAUAAAAUUAUGAAAAUCAAGAGAGGUUCAGUGUUAUCGUGUAUCUCCUGUUAAUAUUUAAAGUCGAAAUUUAAAAAAAAAAUCUUGUCUGAUAAGAAAUGAGAGAAGUUAAGCCAUACGGCUGUACUUUAUAUGGGCUUCUAACUUAAAGCUUUGCCGCGGCAUAACUGCUAUAAUUUCUUACCAAACACGAUUUUCUGGAAAAAUUUAACUUAGAAUUGGAUUAUUAAAGAUCAAAUUGCCUGCUAUUUAGGAUUAUGAGAUCUUCGGGUACUGGGCUAAACCUCCAGUCUGAAGACCGCUUUAGACCUGAAGACCUUUCUAAUAGAAAGAGUAUUUGGGCAAGAUGGGUUAACUUGAAAUCAUGUCUAAUUUAGAACUUUGAGUUUCUUUAAUUGAGUUUCUGACAGUUUUAGAUGACAAAAGAAAAAAAAAACAACGAAGUGCUCUCUAUUGUAAAGUUUUGUACUUCUUCGUGGUUUUCUUUUUGUCUUUGACCAUCUAAACAGUAAGAAAAUCUCAAAAUUCCAAAAGAGACACGAUUCCGAAUUGCCCCAUUUUACCCUAUGUUUCUUCAUUAGCUUCCAAAAUAUUUGAGAGAAUUUUAAUAAGCACAAUUGCCAGUCUUGGCCUGACUCAUGACCCGUCCUUAUUCGAAUCUAUUAUAGGGGCUUCAGACCUAAGGCUUAAACAGUAUUGCCUAACUUCUCUGAUUUUUUAUCAGUCAAGAUUUUCUUUAUAAAAUUUUGAAUUAGAAUUGGAUUUUCUAAAGUUAUUACAUAUUAGAUGAUGAAAGACCAAUAGAAUUACUUCUUAUUUAGGAUUUUGAGUCUUUUGGGAACUGAUGGGCUAAACCUCUAGUCUGAAGACCAUUUUACGUACUACUGUUCUUCAAUUCAGGCAUCCUUAAUAAAACGCCGCCCCUAAUGAUUUAGCUUAUGGAGAAGCAUUUCUGCCGUUUGGCUUUGAUGGCUGAUCACCAAGGCUAAGACGGCGGUGGAUGUAUGGCAUGUAUGGUAUUCGGGGGUUAUGCGAAGUUGAAUAAAAUUAUUAUUUCAAAAGGAUUUAUGAUCACUCUUUAGCUUUUAAUGACCAAAAUGAAAUUUUUAACACCGAAAAUGAAUUUUUGUCUGACGAUUUUGACUUAUUUAUAAAAAUGUUUAUUUCUCAAAAGAUUUCAUUAGUUUAUUAUACAAUGUUAAAGCUGAAAAUUCUUUUCCAUUAGAAAAGUUUAGAUUUUUGAUUACUUCCAUUUUUUUUGAAAACUUCAACAGUCUUUAAUAGCAAAAUUUUUUAGGAACAGAAGACAGAAUGGCAUUUUAUUGUAUAGGAGUGAGAAAUACCAAUAAUCAUUUAAUAUCAAUCUCAAGAUAGUUUUUCAGGACAAAACUUUAAUUUUAUACACAGAAGCAUAACUUGUAAAUAGAAAGUGCAGGAAAUUAUGUAAAGUUUUUGCGAAAAUUCACCGACAAAGGCUACAAUCAAUUAUAAAACAAAUACCUAAAAUAUUGUCACUAAAUUAUAGUCAUGAAUCAAAGGAGAGAAGAAGAAAUGGAAUAUCACAAUGAAUGUGUCUCAAACUGGCGUGACAAAAUAAUCAAAUUGUUUUCGUCCAUAAAAUUAUCAUAACAAAAUCUGCAAUAUUUUCUUGCAAACAACUUUCGACACACAAAGGCAGAGAAGAAAAUGGCAAGAAGGAAAUCUUGCAAUGUAAAUACCGACCUGAUAAUAACACUAAAGUAAUAAUAAUAAUAAUAAUAAAAAAUCAUAAAUCACUAUAUCAUACAAUUACUGUAAAUAUUGCAUUAAUGUUAGUGGACAGAGAAACUUUUAAUUAGUGACUAAAAGAAAUGUGUUUUUUAAUUGCAAUUUUAGCUAAUAAUUUUUAUCUUAGUUAAAGAUGUUCUGUAAUAAUUAACAAAAUGGAUGGAGUUCAUUUUUAUGAAAAUAAUUUAAUCAAUUUAUUAUUAUACAAUUAACCCAUCUCCAAAUUAGAAAUAAAUAAAUUAUUUAUUUGCUGUCUUCCGUGACGCGAUUAAAAUGAAUGAAAAAAAAAGAUGAUGAAAUAUUGAAUUUUGUGCAAUUUACAAUUGUGUUUAAUGUGCCGCUCCAGAGCAAUAAAUAACCAGUUAAUAGGACGAUAAAUUCAUUUUAACGAUUCACUGAGAACAAGAUUACUAAAAGAAAAAAAAAAACAAAAAAUACAUUUAAAGAUGUAGACAAAAAUUUACUCUACUCUCUACAUGAUAAACUUUAAUAGAAGUCUUGGCGUAGAAUAUUUGGAUGUUGAUAAAAGAAAAUCAAUAUUUGUGAGAAAAAUGAACAAAAUCGUAAUUAAAAAAUUAUCAAAAUAAUUCCACAUUUAAUUUUAGAGGUGGUGACAAAUUAAAAAAAAAUAAUAAUUUUGCUACAAAAAAUUAUGGAAAUUUAUGUGAAAAAAUCAAUGCGUUAUAAUUGCUUAAAGCAAGUUUUUUUUUUUAAAUUGAGUUAAGGAAAUGACAGAAAAAGAAAUACUUAAAAUACAUACAAGAGGAGAUACUUACAUAAUUAAAAGAAAAUUUUAAACCAUUUUAUUUCUAUGAUGUCUAUUAAAACAUUAUGUUUCUUUUGUGAGUGUAAAAAAAUGUAAGUGAAGCGACAAAAGUAUCGACAUUCCUUAAAAGACAAAGUUUAAUAUCUAUUCGCUGAGUGAUUGUUAUUGAAAUACGUUAAAUUCUUGUAUGAAAUAAAUCCUUCUUUUGUAUUUCUACAAAAAAAAAGAACAAAGAACAACCGUUCAGAGAGAGAAAGUGAUGAGGAAUGAAUUAAAGAUAUGCAAGUAAUAAGGAAUGAAAUUCUUAGUAAAUUGAAAUAAAAAUUCUCUUGAAAAUUAUAUGGCCUGAAAA
Phlebotomus papatasi is the source of this 7592-nucleotide messenger RNA. It is a transcript of the gene Csk, whose product is annotated as tyrosine-protein kinase CSK. Gene Ontology annotation, biological process: protein phosphorylation. Gene Ontology annotation, molecular function: protein tyrosine kinase activity; ATP binding. The coding region runs from base 453 to 2288 and encodes 611 amino acids. The transcript is spliced from 8 exons. The record is from RefSeq and is a predicted model, not a curated record. Lineage: Eukaryota; Metazoa; Arthropoda; Insecta; Diptera; Psychodidae.